Molecule: messenger RNA, 2651 nt
Organism: Hydra vulgaris (swiftwater hydra)
Lineage: Eukaryota; Metazoa; Cnidaria; Hydrozoa; Anthoathecata; Hydridae
Product: kinesin-like protein KIF12
Biological process (GO): microtubule-based movement; mitotic spindle organization; spindle elongation
Cellular component (GO): microtubule associated complex
Molecular function (GO): ATP binding; microtubule binding; microtubule motor activity
Source: RefSeq, a predicted model, not a curated record
UAAUGUAGAAAAUGAUGUUAAAGAUUGAUUAAAAUUGCUGAAGAUUUUAAAUGACCGAGUUAAAUGGAUUUAACUUAAACCAGCUGGAAAAAAAACAAGAUAAAAUUUCUGACAGUAUUAGUGAUGGCGGCUCAAUAUUCAGAACUGACUCUUCUUCAAGCAAAAUGAAAAAUACCAUAAAAGAAUCUACCUCUUUUCAAGAUGAAUUUGUAAUGAAUAACACGGUAAACAUGGUAUCAAAAAGAAAAUUAACAGCAGAUAUUCCAUUUUAUAUGAAAGCAUUUGAUACAUCCCAAAGAAAAGUAGCUACCGAAUCAUCAAAAGAUUUUUCUUUGCCACUUUUGAGCGAUAAGCAAAAAAAAAGCUGUUCAACCAUUACAUCAACAUGUGCAUCAACAUCACUUUCUCAAUCAUCAUAUUUAGCUGGUGCUGCUUCAUCCAAUAUUAAUGUUGUUGUCAGAGUAAGACCAAUGGUGAAAAAAGCAGGAAAAAAAGAAAGAAGUAUUAUUGAUUAUCCUGGUGAAGGAGUAUUAUGGAUAGAAGCAGGUUUUAACCAAUCAAAAUCCUUUACAUUUAAUAACGUUUUCAAUGAAAGUUUUGAUCAAGAAACAUUAUUUGAAAGAUGUGGUAUAAUAGAACUGAUUGACAAAGCAUUAUGCGGUUAUUCUUGUACGGUAUUUGCUUUUGGUGCAACAGGUUCUGGAAAGACACACACUAUUACUGGCCCCCAAGAUCAGAAGUUAGAAAUUAUGUUGAAAGAUAACAAAAAGUACGGAAUUAUACCAAGGUCUUUUAAAUAUAUUUUUGAACAAAUCAAGUUGAAAACAGAUAUAGAAUAUUCUAUUAAAGCUUCAUUUCUCGAAAUAUACAAUGAAAAAGUUAAAGAUUUGAUAAACACUUCCAAUCAAAAUUCAUUACCUGUGAGAUGGUGUUCAAAGGAUGGAUUUUAUGCUGAGAACCUGACUAAAGUAGAAUGUCGUGAACUAAACCAUCUUUUUGAUGUAUUAUCUGAAGGAAGUGCAAUGCGUCAAGUGGGCCAGCACUUGUUAAAUGACUAUUCCAGUCGCAGUCAUAGUAUGCUUAUACUGUUUUUAGAUGGAGUUGAGCAUAGUUCUAAUGUUAUAAAACAUGGAAAAAUAAACUUUGUUGAUUUAGCAGGUAGUGAAAGAGUGAAAAUAUCCAAAAGCGCUGGUAAAGCUCUAGUGGAAUCAAGUAAUAUUAACAAAAGUUUACUUACAUUAGGAAAUUGUAUUUCCGCACUUGGUGAUUUGAAAAACUGCCAUAAGCACAUUCCUUAUCGUGACAGUAAACUUACUAAACUAUUAAUGGAUACACUUGGUGGAGAUGGUUAUACUCUUAUGAUAGCUUGUAUUUCUCCUGCUUUUAAUGACUUUCAUGAUUCAAUUAACACGCUAAGAUAUGCAAAUCGUGCAAAGAAUAUAAAAAGUAAACCCAUCAUCAAAAUGGAUCCUAAAGAACAACUUAUUUUAGAGCUAAAAGAAAAAGUUAAAAGUCUGAAAGCUGAAAAUGCAUGCUUAAGGGAGCAGUACAGUGAAACAUCUUCUGAUUUUAAAAUGAUGACAAAUCCAAUGCAAAUCAAAGAGUUUUGCUGUGAAGAUUUGCUGAAGCCAUCAGUAGGAAGUGACUCUUUUUCUUCAUUUAAUUCCUCAGAUCUUAACUUUUAUGACCAGAUAUCUUCUGAUUCAACAUUGCGUGCUACUACAGCCAUUUGUGCACUUGGAGCCAGAAAUGGUUUGUACGAAAUGAUUCAAGAAUACAUGAAUGAAAAUGAAAGACUCAAAGCAGAAAAUAUGAAGCUUUAUCAUACCAAGUCAUUAUCACAGGAAAAAAGGGAUCAGGUUUGGUUAAAUGCUAACGUUAAUGCAAAUGAAAUUUUAUCAAAGAACAUACAUUCAUUGGGUCAGAAUAAUACAAUAAUACUUCCGAAUAUUCAUCACGGUUAUCCAAAUAUUGUAUCAAAUCCAAAUAUUGUUUCAAAAAAUCAAGAUGUUACAGAUUCUGAAAAAUUAUUACAUGAAAGACGGAGCAAUAGACAAGUUGAUGAUAUUAAUGCCCUUCAGUUGUCAUAUAAUAAAAUGAAAUUACAUGGUAUACAAACAUCUAACCAAGAUGAAGUCAAUAAACAUCAAUGCAAGAAAAUACAAAAUAUUGAUGAUAAACAGCAAUGCAAGAGAGUAAAAAGUAUUGAAAAUAAACAACUAUUCAAAAGACUACAAAAGAUUGAAAAUCGAUUGUGCAACAGCUUUAAAAAUGUUUCUGCUGAUAAACCUCCCAGUUACGCGGCUAAGUUUGCUUUCCGUCAAGAAAUGUGUCGAAAUUCAAAACGUCAAUUUCUUAAAGAUAACAUCUCGUUACCAGAAAGCAUAAACACUUCUUCAAUAAGUGUUUGUUACCCAAAUCAUAUGGGUCUAUAUUAUAAUGGAAGUAAAUCAGCUGAAGGUUUUAACAAUAAAACCGAUCAACUGCACUUCGAUUUAGAGUUUCUUUUAAAUCAAAUCCGAGCAGAAGUUUUACAGAAUAAAAAAAAUACAGGAAAUUAAUAAGAAAAUAAGUAAUAAAAGAAAGUAUGUUUCUUAGCGGAAAACAAUGUAAUUUAUGACAAAUAUUUUAAAGAUAUUUAUAUUUUUAAU